This is a messenger RNA of Drosophila innubila, 2458 nucleotides long. RefSeq names its product zinc finger protein 184. Bases 140 to 2359 code for a protein of 739 amino acids. The record is from RefSeq and is a predicted model, not a curated record. Gene Ontology annotation, biological process: regulation of DNA-templated transcription. Gene Ontology annotation, cellular component: nucleus. Lineage: Eukaryota; Metazoa; Arthropoda; Insecta; Diptera; Drosophilidae. Gene Ontology annotation, molecular function: DNA-binding transcription factor activity, RNA polymerase II-specific; zinc ion binding; RNA polymerase II cis-regulatory region sequence-specific DNA binding. The transcript is spliced from 6 exons.
GCAAACGUCGUCGAAAGAGGUCGUUCAGCGCGAGUUGUAUUUAUGUAAGGUGACGUCUUCGUUGACGUGCUCUAUGAAAGAGACACUUUAACAAACUCAAUAGAUAAAAAUAGUGCGUUAUUCCUCAUUAUAUCUGAAAAUGGCCACAAAAUACUGUGCGCUCUGCCGUAAGAGAACGACGGAAAGGAAUGUUUUAGUACCACGUGACGACAGCAGAAGGGAGCUCUGGUCAAGGAUCACAGGCGUUCAAUUUACGCGCUCUAGUAGAAUUUGUGGCAGCCAUUUCAAUGAUUCUGACUUCUUUUACUACCCGUCCAACAAUGCAAAUAAACGGAGACGUCUUCUGCCAACAGCUGUACCCCAAAAGCCAGGAGCCAAGCAAGUGUUCACAGAACAUAUGCCAUCAGCAUAUUUUCCAAAAAAUCCGGAUGUUUUAAAAAGUUGGCUCACAUUUUGCCGCAAGAACAACAAUGACAAGAUAAAGCCAUACCAAAAAAGCGUCAUUUGCAAUGAGCACUUUAAGGAGGAGGACAUCCAAGGAGGAUUGCAAUUUCAAAUGGGAUUGUGCUCGAAGAGAACGCUGAGACCAGGCGCCGUGCCAUGCAUCAAUAAAAAUGAUAUGAGUGAGGCCGAACGGGAGAACUCGGAAAAGCGCAAGAACAAAUUGUUGGUCGCAGAGCUGCUCGAGGAAGCGGAAGCGCGGGAGGCGGCCGAGGCUAGUGGAGAAAUUACAAUUGCCCCUGACUUUGUCCGAAAUACAGGCAUUGUCUCUGUUCCCGAUUUUGUUAGCGCCACUGGAAAUGCCUUCGUUCCAUUCACACCCGCACCUACAGAUACAGAUCCCUUGGCUGAGGAGCAAUCGGAGGCUGAUAUUUCCACAAGUAGCAGUAGAAAGGAUGUUACUUUAAUCAAUAAGAACAAAUGCCGCACCUGUUCUCGUCCCUUUGUUGUUGACGAAAAUGCCAAAGAUCUGUGCAACGAGGAAAACGCAGUCAUGUUAUAUCACAUAGAAGUUAUUACCGGCAUUUGGAUCCAAUGCAACGAUGAAAUUUCGCGAUUCAUGUGCUCCAAGUGUGUGGACAAGUUGCGCACAGCCAUUGAGUUCCGGGAAAUAUGCAUUCGUACAGAGCUGCUGCUUACAGGUGGCGACGAUGUUGAACUUCCGGAGAACGACAUGGAACUGUGCGAUAGUGAUAAGGGGGAAGCGCAGUUGAUUGACCAUAUAAAAGAGGAGGAAUUUAUUUCAGUAUUUCCGGGUGAGGAGGAAGAUGGAUUAACAACUGUAAUUGAGCCGUUAUCAGGAUCAGUAACUAAAAAAAUCGGUCAGGUAUUACAUCCGGCGGCAGUGGAUUCAAGUAGUCUUGCUCUGGGUGCCCAGAUCUAUGAAGAUCUUUUAAAUGAAUAUCUAGGAAAGGAGAAGAAACCGCGACCCAAACAAAAGACGGCAAUAAACCCAAACGGGAAAGAAGAAGACACCACGACCAAAUCAAAAGUCGACAAUAAUUCCAAACGCCCAUCCGUGAGACAAAGACAAAAAAAGCCUGGGGAGCCAGCGCCCAAGCGUACAAGACGCACGAAAGAGGAAAAAAAUCGGAUUCGACGUGAACAGAUCAGAGCCAUGCCACUCAAUCACGUGUGCGAUCAGUGCGGAGCAUCUUUCCGGGUGAGAUGCAAUCUGACAAUACACAUGCUGAGACAUACGCACACCAAAAACUACGAAUGUCCCGAAUGCCCUAAGAAGUUCUAUGAUGCAUACAUGAGGAACAUGCAUAUCCGUGUGCGUCACAAGGGGGAGCUUCCGUUUGUCUGCAAUUACUGUCCGCAAGCAUUUAGUUCAUCCAACACACGUUAUCUGCACGAGAAAAACGUUCAUGGAGCAUCUCCACGCAUUCAUAGAAAUGUGAAUAAAUCGAAUCCAUGGAAUGAACGCAAAGCAAGUAAAACGCAGCCGGAUUCACUGCCAAAGGAAACUGUCCGUAACUUUUGCAUGUAUUGCGAUAAAAGCUAUGCCACGAAAUACGCGCUGAACGGACAUAUCAAUCAGCAUUUGGGUCUUACUCCUUAUAAGUGCAAAAAAUGCGAUAUGAGAUUUGCGACACCUCAAGCUAAAAAGAAGCACGAGAUGAGGCACGAUAGUAAGCGUCCCUUCGAGUGUGACAUUUGCCUCAAAGGAUUCUACACACGCACCAAGCUUAAGGAGCAUGAACGGAUUCAUACGGGCGAACGUCCUUACAGAUGUGACCUCUGCGAUGCAUAUUUUAGAUACAAGUUCAACUUGCAUUCGCAUCAGUUCAGUAAAAUGCAUAAGGACAAUCUGAAAAAGGCGCAAAGCGAGAAAAUUAUCGAAGACUCAAGUUAAUUGAGGAAAUUACACUAUUAUUUGUAUUAAGUUUUGUAAAAAUUCAGUGAAUAGCUUAAUUUUUUUUUAUAAAAACAAGUCUCAAAGCUCCAACAACUA